GUACUGUCCGCGCCGUGUUGAGCAGCAGCAGCAGCAGCAGCAAUGGCCGCUCUUCGUACAGUGGCAGCGUUGGCCGGUAGACUAAACCUCCGCUUCGCGGGGAGAAACCGGCUCCUGGAGAUUCAAGCGGCCAGAGGAAAGAGGUCACGGAGGUGCGUGGAGGUCGGGGUGUGUGUCGCAGCGGGAGGCGCCUUGGCUCUUUACUUCUACGGCGCCGUGACGAGAAGCAGGAAGACGAUGGAGAGACGGAGCAUCAGCGGAAUGUUUCCCUUCGUCCCCGCUGUCGAAGCCAAAGAGAGGACACGUGCAUUUGAUUUUGAGGAUGGAGACGUGCACAUGUCCUCCCAUGAGCAUCGCUUUCGGAUGUUCAGCUCUGUGGAGUAUGAAGGGCAGCUGUACAUGACACCACAGAACUUCAUCGAGUCCGUCACUAUGAGUGAACCAAGAAAUAAGAAGCCCUGGAGGUCCCUGACCAAACAGGAGUUGGAGAAGAUUCUGUCAGAAACUCCCCCAGUGUGGAGAGGAUCAUCCAAACUGUUCCGCAAUCUGAGAGAAAGAGGUAUCAUUUCAUACACAGAGUACCUCUUUCUGCUCUGCAUCCUGACAAAGCCCCAUGCUGGCUUUAAGAUUGCUUUCAAUAUGUUUGAUGCUGACGGUAACCAGAUGGUGGACAAGAGGGAGUUCCUGGUGCUUCAGGAAAUCUUCCGGAAGAAAAAUGAGAAGAAGGGGAGGAAAGGAGAUGCUGAAAAGUCGGCCCAGUUGACUAUGCAGCUGUAUGGAUAUCAGGUUGUCCCCAUGAACAGCGUUCUUAAAAAAGACAGUCAGGAGUUUGUGGCUCGGAGUUACUGGGACAUUCUGAGGCGAAGCACCAGUCAAGUCCUCUUUUCUGACCUGGCAGAGCGAAUAGAUGAGAACAUGACGAUUGACACUACCCUGUUGGUCCAUUUUUUUGGGAAGAAAGGGAAGGCAGAGCUUACCUUUGAUGACUUCUACAGAUUCAUGGACAAUCUUCAGACAGAAGUAUUGGAAAUUGAGUUCCUUACCUAUUCCAAAGGAAUGACUACCAUCAGUGAAGAAGAUUUUGCCAAGAUUCUGCUACGCUUCACAAAUGUGGAAAACAUCAAUUCAUACUUGGAGAAUGUCCGCCAGUGUAUACCCGAUGAAAAGAAGCAGGAGGGAAUCACCUUUGAUGAGUUCAGAUCCUUCUUCCAGUUCCUUAACAAUCUAGAGGACUUUGCUAUUGCAAUGCAGAUGUACAAUUUUGCUUCUCGUUCCAUUGGACAGGAUGAGUUUGCACGGGCAGUGUAUGUGGCCACUGGGCUGAAGCUGACCCGUCACCUGGUAAACACCAUCUUCAAGAUCUUUGAUGUGGAUCACGAUGACCAACUCUCCUACAAAGAGUUUAUUGGCAUUAUGAAAGACCGACUACACAGAGGAGCCACGGGGUAUAAAGCUAUGGAGCGUACCACCUCCUUUAGAUCCUGUCUGAAGAAGGAGCUGGCAGCCAGCAGGUGAAGGGUGGACAGCACACCUCCUUCUCCAGCUGCGUUCGCUCUGAGGCCAGGAGACAAGUGCAGCAGCUGUGGAGGCAGUUCAAGGAGAAGUCCUGAAGGAGAACAGAAAAAUACAGAGGGAGGCGGAAAAAAGACGAGUGAGGGAACCAAGACAGAUUCCCAAAGUCUGAAACUGCUACAAACAUGUGCACUAAUAAUGAGUCAUUUUAGUCUUUUUAGGUUCUGUUCUCCUCAUCUUGUUCCAUCCUCCAGGAGCACGAAAACACAAACACAUUCAAAUAAACCGUGACUGUCCAAACAUGGAGCACAGAUUCCAAUGGACUCAUUUUACCAUUAGUAUUUUGUGUGCAUGUGUGUGUGUUAACUGCGUGAAACAUUCAGUUCAGAUUUUCAAACGCAUUUAGCGUUUCCAGCACACUACCAACUAGCAUUGCAAUAUAAAUAACCCAAAAUUACUAACUAUCACACAUUUCUCUUCAUAAAGUUGUUUCAACAAAUUAACAAACUGCCGUCCGACAAAGAUAAAGAUAAUAAAGAAUGAUUAUUUAUUUAAUACCUACUAAAUAUACAGUUUGGAACCAAAAUCUUAGGCGUAUUAUCAUUUUUAAAAGAAUAAAUAUGUUGGAAAACCAAUGAAAAGUUAAACAGCGCUAAUAAUUAAAGAUGACUUAAAGAUGAACCAAAAUAAAAGUCUUAUAUAAUUAAUCUUUGCCUUUAAAACAUUCAAGUUAUUUUUGGUGAACUACCAUGUGGUUUUACAAAAACAUGCUGAUGAAUUAAUUACUCAUUCAUUAUCUUUGUUCGUGGAAUCAUCCAUUGGAGUAUAAAUCAGAUUUUUUUUUUCUCCUUAUGUUAAAGCAUUUGUUGUUUUCUUUAAAAGAACAGUUUAUAUUUGGAUAUAUGUCCUGAUAGACUGAUGAAAUAAACUCAAAACCACAUUUAUACAGAAACACAAGGAUGCUCAAGAUGUUAAUCAUAAUGGAAAUGCAAAAUACACAAUAUCACAUAUAAUUACAAACAUGAAUCUAACACUAGCAAACUAGACACUGCAAAAGACUAAAA
Molecule: messenger RNA, 2576 nt
Organism: Thalassophryne amazonica
Lineage: Eukaryota; Metazoa; Chordata; Actinopteri; Batrachoidiformes; Batrachoididae
Gene: micu3a
Product: mitochondrial calcium uptake family, member 3a
Exons: 16
Coding region: 43-1515 (490 amino acids)
Biological process (GO): mitochondrial calcium ion homeostasis; calcium import into the mitochondrion
Cellular component (GO): uniplex complex
Molecular function (GO): calcium ion binding
Source: RefSeq, a predicted model, not a curated record